AAAAAAAUUUUAAGGUUAGAAAAUUUAACGUGAUUUUUCACUUUCUCCUUCCAAAAUAAUUUUCACGUAUAUUUUGUGUGCCAAGUUUCAUUUUUUCAAAAAAAUAUAUAAAACUGCCGUUACAAAACUAUUUUUAGUGCAAAGUUUAAUCGUAUUCUGUAUUUAUUUGGCAAUUGAAAAUGCAGCCUAUUGCGCAUCUAGUUAAAGUUACUAUUCCUGAUUAUCUGGGCAACCUUCCCAUUCCUGAUAGUAUUGGAGGAUGGUUUCGAUUAAGCUUCAAGGAUUGGUUGGCUUUGAUUCCCCCAACUGCCGUUGCCGCAGGCUUAGGUUAUACUUUUUACAAAGCUUUCUGUCCCAAAGCUAGAGAAGGUGGCCCCAGAAGAGUAAACCAUGUAGUUCAACUCAGCAACCCUAAAGUUGUUGACGCCAUUGAUGUAGAAGAUAUUGCUGAUCAAGCUGCGUUCUGUAGAUGCUGGAAAAGCAAAAAUUGGCCCUACUGUGAUGGUACUCAUGCUACUCACAAUAAACAACAUGGCGACAAUGUUGGACCAGUUAUUGUUAAGAAAAAAAAGUAAAGUCCUGUGAUAACAAAAUUGAAAAAAAUCUGGUAGUAGUGAAAUUAACAUUGUAUGUGAAUAUUAAUAUUUUCCUUUAAAUUUUUUUUGGUUUCAAGUCCAUUAUUGACCUAGUUUUGGGAAAAAUUAUUAUAUUGUUGCAUUCUCAAUUUAUUACAUUUUAUCCGUAGGUAUAUGUAGGUAAUUUUUUUUUUUGGAAAAUAAAUGAAUCAUGUUAGCUUAUUGUUCAUUUUGUUGGUUUAUAGAAAACUAUACAAACACUAUCAUUAUCAUCCUGGAGG
Messenger RNA from Ceutorhynchus assimilis (cabbage seed weevil), 856 nucleotides. Lineage: Eukaryota; Metazoa; Arthropoda; Insecta; Coleoptera; Curculionidae. The record is from the annotation of a GenBank genome assembly.